CAAAUUGAUGCAAUGAAUCACGAGGAAAGAGAAAGAACUAAGUCUGAUUAUUUCCUGUAAGAAAAAAAUGCAGGGAAUUCACCUGUGAAAAGGGGAGGGAGCAGUUAAUACAGAGAGGUGUAUAGAGGGAACCACUGACAGGCAAACGCACAGUCAGAACACAGCUAUAGAAGAGUAGACUCACAGGAGAACAAGAAGAAGAACAACAUGGGAAACUGGAUUGCAAAUAACUGGUUUUCUGUUGUGGUCCUGGCUGCCUGGCUGGGACUCAAUAUCUUCAUAUUUAUAAAUUUCUUCAUGAUUUAUGAAAAAGGGACAUCAUAUGCAUAUACUAGAGUGAUACUGGGGUCUGCCUUAGCCUGGGCCCGUGGUUCUGCAGCGUGCCUGAACUUUAACUGCUUGCUCAUUCUACUUCCUGUUUGUCGGAAUCUCCUGUCCUUCCUGCGGGGUACCUGCACUUGUGUUCAACGCUCAAUGAGAAAACAACUCGAUAAUAAUCUGGCUUUCCACAAACUCGUAGGAUAUACAAUUGCUCUGAUGACAGCUAUUCACACCAUUGCCCACUUAUUCAACGUUGAACGAUUCUGCGAUGCGGCACAAGAGAAAACAAGCACUCUUGUAGGAAAGCUUUCAAGCAUUGGAGAUAGUGAUGGAACUUGGCUGAAUCCAGUACGAUCAGCAGCACAGACACCACCCAUCGUGGCAUUCACUACUAUUGCUGGUUUAACAGGAGUGGUGAUCACACUGGCGCUGAUCAUCAUGAUCACCUCUUCCACUGAGUUUAUUCGCAGAUGUUACUUUGAGGUUUUCUGGUAUACCCACCACCUGUUUGUCAUCUUCUUCAUAGGUCUCGUGUUUCAUGGAGCAGGUCGUAUCGUACGAGGACAGACAUUAAACAGCAUGGAAAACAACAAUUAUGACAAAUGCCAUACCAACUUCCAACAGUGGCCGACCGGCAAAAGCAGUGACGAUGAUGAUGAUCACAAUGAUGAUAAAUGUGCAAUUCCUGUUUUCCAGGGCAGUGAACCUCAGACAUGGAAGUGGGUCUUGGCACCAAUGAUCUUGUAUAUUUUUGAAAGGAUACUGAGAUUUUACCGAUCCCGGCAAACUGUCGUCGUAACAAAGGUUGUCAGCCAUCCUUCUAAGGUCCUAGAGAUUCAGAUACAAAAACGAGGGUUCAAAAUGGAAGUUGGACAGUACAUCUUCAUCAACUGCCCCACUGUGUCAGCCUUAGAGUGGCAUCCCUUCACACUAACGUCUGCUCCAGAAGAAGACUUCUUUUCUGUACACAUUCGAUCUGCUGGGGACUGGACAGACAAUAUAAUUAAGGUCUUUCAGGAGCAAGCAGAAAACCCACCAAGACUUGAGGUGGAUGGUCCCUUUGGAACAGCCAGUGAAGAUGUCUUCCAAUAUGAAGUUAGCAUGUUGGUUGGAGCUGGCAUUGGGGUCACUCCUUUUGCAUCCAUCUUGAAAUCCAUUUGGUACAAAUUUCAAAGAGAUGACCAAAGACUUAGAACCAAAAAGAUUUAUUUCUACUGGAUUUGCCGAGAAACAGGGGCCUUUGCCUGGUUUGCUGAUCUCUUGCGCUCGCUAGAACAGGAAAUGAUUUGCUCGGGGAAAGAUGGAUUCCUCAACUACCGGCUUUUUCUUACUAACUGGGACAGCAAAAUUGCUGGGCAAGUUGUCAUUGGCUUCGAUACUGACACGGAUACAGUAACAGGUCUGAAGCAGAAAACCAGCUAUGGGCGUCCAAUCUGGGAUAAUGAGUUUUCAAAGGUGGCAGAAUUGCACCCUAGAUCCACAGUUGGUGUGUUUCUGUGUGGCCCUCAAGCUCUUGGCAAAUCCUUAAAGCAGUGUUGUCAUCAGUACUCCAGCCUUGACCCAAGGAAAGUUCAGUUCUAUUUCAACCAGGAAAACUUCUGAGCUGACCUGGGACAAUUUUAAGGACUCUGUGCAGCAUCGAACUGAUUUUCAUGGUGGACUCAAGGCAACCAACGAGGUGUUGAGCACAGAGAUUGGGUUUAGAAAGGUUUGCCUGCACAAGACAAGAAUAUACUGUAAAUAAAACCAUCAACCUGCCAAACAGUUUUGCAUAAAUACAUUUAUGGUCUAUGUAUUCUGGAACAUUCCUACUGAAAUUUCAGACUUUAUGAGGUCUCUCAGUACUUAGCACCUAUAAGAGAAGCAAGCUCUGGAGAUAAGAACGGGAAGAUCUCACUUAGAAAUUUGCUAUCAAGCAUUCUGAUUAGCCAUAAUGAGGAUCACAUGACACUCUUGAAUUGUUAGGCGUGCAAGGAAAAAAUGUUUUUGGUCAGUCAACUUAUUACAUUUUGUAAAUUUUUUAGGUCAAUGAGAUUUAAGAGUUACAGUUGGGUCAGUUAGCAACCCUCAAGGGGUGUUUGGCAGCUGGCAUAAACAUGAAUGGAAACCAGCAGGGUAAUUAAUGGGACCUCACCUACUAUCUACCUGUCUAGCUAGGGCUGUGACUGCAUAAUAAUAAUAAAAAUAAUAAAUAUAUUUAAAUAUAUAAUAUAAAUAAUUUAUAGGGGUUAUUCCUCUAUGUUGUCAACAUUAUUGUGUGUAUUGUAACAAUUUUAAUGUAAAAUCUUAGUGAACACUAAGGGAAAACAAUUUCAGUGGGAUACCCAGAGUGCACUGCCUUUGUACCAGGUACUACCAAUCUGUCGUAUGAGUUCUGACAUACCAGCCCAUUCAUACCAUAACAAGGGCUGAACAGCUCACAUUACCUUGAGCACCCUGAUUGGCACAAGCGUUUUAUAAGAGUUUUAUUUGUGUAAAUAUUACCCUACUGUUUCACAUGCCUGCUCUCUCUUCUUUGCAGCUGAACAGUUUUCUUCAAAUGGCUAUACUUUAUUCAUAUCCUCUGAGAGGAAUAACAAAGUUGCUGUAAUUUGCCAAACUGAACCCCCCGGUUUGUUUGGUUAUCUGCUGGGUGAGAACUAUAGUGUAGUAGCUGAUAAAUGACCACGGGUUUGUGUGACUCCCUAACUUAAGGUUCCUCUAUGGUGUCAGGUGCUGGUUUUACAAUACUGAAAUAAUAAUUGCCAAUUUGAUAUCUUUGGAAAGUAUAAAAACUUUUCUUUUUUAAUUUUUUUUGUUUUUGAAUAUUAAAUCAUUUUCUUCCAAACA
Molecule: messenger RNA, 3150 nt
Organism: Xenopus laevis (African clawed frog)
Lineage: Eukaryota; Metazoa; Chordata; Amphibia; Anura; Pipidae
Gene: nox1.L
Product: NADPH oxidase 1-like
Exons: 13
Coding region: 208-1923 (571 amino acids)
Biological process (GO): defense response; superoxide anion generation
Cellular component (GO): NADPH oxidase complex; plasma membrane; membrane
Molecular function (GO): oxidoreductase activity; superoxide-generating NAD(P)H oxidase activity
Source: RefSeq, a predicted model, not a curated record